Messenger RNA from Phalaenopsis equestris, 2100 nucleotides. RefSeq names its product serine/threonine-protein kinase HT1. Lineage: Eukaryota; Viridiplantae; Streptophyta; Magnoliopsida; Asparagales; Orchidaceae. Gene Ontology annotation, biological process: protein phosphorylation. The record is from RefSeq and is a predicted model, not a curated record. The transcript is spliced from 7 exons. The coding region runs from base 490 to 1644 and encodes 384 amino acids. Gene Ontology annotation, molecular function: protein kinase activity; ATP binding.
UCGAAGCCUCCGGGGGCAGCGCGGUCGUUGGAAGGAAUUGCGCCUAGGUCAAUGGUCGGCAGCAUUCUGCAGGUGAGGCAAGGGGUGGGGAGCUUCGAAUUUUGGCGUUCAUCACACUCCCCACUGCUUUGGCAGCCAUCCUCGGAACACGUGCACCCAUCCUAUUGGCUUGGAUGUUUCUACGAAAAGCCAAACUUUUUUUUUCUCCACUAUAAAAGCGUGGCUGCCGCUGCAGUUAUGAUGCUCGGAAUAUCUUUACGGUGACGCCUCUGCUUUCUCGGUUAGAGAGAGAAGGAGAGAGGGAGAGAGAAGAUCAGGGAUGGAACGAAAAAAAUGAUUGAGAUUAGGGUUAGGGUUUUACUGCAGCUUUGUGGAGAAGAAAGUUAGUUGAAGGAAAAUUAUGGAGCAGGGAGGAAGCUUAUCCGAGCUCAGUAUGGGUUUCAGAGGACUCUAAAGUGGGGGUAUUUCUUUUUCUGAUUUUGGUAAGAGAUGAGUUACGACAGAGAUGAUCAAAAUGAUGGAAUCGAAAAAACGAAGUUUAUGAAUUCUGGACCAAAAAAAGCAACAGAUUCUGUCCAUCCUGGCAGGCCGUCCUUUGACAGCAACUGUACUAUUCCACUUGAGAACUUGGAGAUUGAUAAAAAGCUUUUGAUUGAUCCGAAGAAGCUUUAUAUAGGAUCCAAGAUUGGUGAAGGUGCUCAUGGAAAAGUCUAUGAGGGGAAAUUUGGGGAGCAAGUUUUAGCACUCAAAAUUAUCAAUAGUGGCAACACGAAUGAGGAGAAAAUGACAAUUCAGGCUCGUUUCAUUCGAGAAGUCAAUAUGAUGUCUAGAGUAAAACAUGAAAAUCUUGUUAAGUUCAUUGGAGCUUGCAAGCACCCUAUCAUGGUUAUUGCUACAGAGUUGCUACCUGGGAUGUCCUUAAAAAAAUAUUUGGAAAACAUUAGACCAAACCUGCUGGAUCUUCGUUUAGCAAUUAGCUUUGCAGUGGAUAUUGCUCGUGCAAUGGAGUGCCUUCAUGCUAAUGGAAUAAUACACAGAGACUUAAAACCUGAUAACUUGCUUCUUACUGCGAAUCAGAAAAAUGUGAAGCUUGUAGAUUUUGGAUUAGCGAGAGAAGAGACAGUGACAGAGAUGAUGACGGCUGAAACUGGGACAUAUCGAUGGAUGGCUCCUGAGCUAUACAGUACUGUUACAUUGCGUAGAGGUGAGAAGAAGCACUAUACCAACAAGGUUGAUGUAUAUAGUUUUGGCAUUGUUCUAUGGGAGUUGCUGACCAACCGGAUGCCAUUUGAAGGAAUGUCGAACUUACAGGCAGCAUAUGCUGCUGCUUUUAAGCAAGAGAGGCCAUCCAUACCAGAGGACGCACCUGCUGAUUUAGAAUUCAUCAUAAGAUCCUGCUGGGUUGAGGAACCCAGCAUGCGGCCGGGCUUCAGCCAGAUCAUUCGCAUGCUCAAUUCCUUCCUCUUCACUCUAACACCACCACCUUCUCCACAGCGUGAUGCUUCUCCGGGGGUCAUCAGCAGUAGCAGUGGUCCCCUCUCCACCUCCACCACCACCACCACCACCACUCGCUCCGUUCGAAAACUUUCAUUCCUCCGUCAAUUCUUUCUGACAAAAAGGGCGAGCAAUAGUCGAACAACAUAAGACCCCAUAUCCUUUUUCUGAGAUCUGUAAUACGGAAUACAUUCUAUAUAGUAUUAGAUAUCUGUCACACUGAAAGUGAAAAUACAUGAACUUAGAAGAGGAAAAUUGCACAAAAAUCUUAUGCACCACUACCGCACAAGAGUUAUGAAUGCUUGAUCAUUAUGCAAAUUCUACGUGCAGAGUAUCAUAUGUGGAUCAUCUCAUGGCUAAUGAAUGCCAAAUUUUAAUAGUUCGAGCAAAGUGUAUGGGCUCUGGAAAUUUCUAAUAAAUUUUAGCUGUACCAAUGGUUCAUAUGAUUUUUGUCCAGAAGUAAAGAUUGUAGAAAGCGUUUUUUCCAGCCAAUUGGAUAGGAUUGUAUUCUCCUUAAUUCAUGUCUGGGCUAAUUUUUGUAUAUACGAUAUCAUAGUGCACAAAUUUUCAAGCUUAUUUUCUUAGUUUGCUUUUGGUAUAAAAUCU